UUUAGGCCCAUAAAACUUACUAUUAAACCCAAAUCUGCAACAUUGCUGACUAUAUCAACUGCGAUUUCUCUUUGGUCAAAAGGUCAACAAGAAACGCUGUAGACAAAAGCAAAAUUGAAAAUUCAUUUCUGAUAUUAGCUAUCCCUCAUUUCCUUUUUCCUUCAAAAUCAAGCAACACCAUUUCGGUGAAGAACGAAAAAGGGGGAAAAACAAUGGGCGAUCACAUCGCAAAGGGCCAAGACUUCGAGAAGAAAGCCGAGAAGAAGCUUAACGGCUGGGGCCUUUUCAGCUCCAAGUAUGAAGACGCCGCCGAUUUAUUCGAUAAAGCCGCUAAUUCCUAUAAGCUCGCCAAAUCAUGGGAUCAGGCUGGAGCAGUGUUUGUUAAGCUGGCUAACUGCCACUUGAAGUUGGAUAGCAAGCAUGAAGCUGCUAAUGCAUAUGCUGAUGCUGCCCAUUGCUACAAAAAGUCCAAUAUAAAAGAGUCGAUAUCAUGUCUCGAGCAAUCUAUAAAUUUGUUUCUUGAUAUCGGGAGGCUUAAUAUGUCUGCCAGAUACUACAAGGAAAUAGCUGAACUGCAUGAGCAGGAACAGAACUUAGAUCAGGCUAUUGUUUAUUAUGAAAGAGCUGCCGAUCUCUUCCAAAGUGAAGAUGUAACAACAUCAGCAAAUCAAUGCAAACAGAAAAUUUCUCAAUUUGCUGCUCAACUGGAACAAUACCAAAAGGCUAUUGAUAUUUAUGAAGACAUAGCACGACAGAGUCUCAACAAUAACUUGCUGAAAUAUGGAGUCAAAGGGCACCUUCUUAAUGCUGGUAUUUGCCAGCUUUGCAAGGGUGAUGUUGUUGCGAUAAACAAGGCAUUGGAGAGAUACCAGGAAUUGGAUCCUACAUUCUCUGGAACCCGAGAGUACAAAUUGCUUGCGGAUUUAGCGGCUGCUAUUGAUGAGGAAGAUGUUGCUAAAUUCACUGAUGCUGUCAAGGAGUUUGAUAGCAUGACUCAGCUGGAUGCUUGGAAGACAACACUUCUACUAAGAGUGAAGGAGGCCUUGAAGGCGAAAGAGAUGGAGGAAGAUGAUCUCACUUGAGUUUUAUUUUCCGUACCGUGCGGAUUUUUCUAAGUCCACGAGAUUGUUUUGAUUGUUGCCCUGUGGAUUUGCUGUUUGGAGAUUCUGUGUGUACUAUAACAACGAUAUCUUGUUUGGUGUGAAAGUGUUUACGAGAUCCAUGACCAUAUAUGAUUGUUGUAACUAAUAUACCAUUUCAUGUUUUCGAUGUUGAUCGAUUUUCAUCCUA
Molecule: messenger RNA, 1290 nt
Organism: Salvia miltiorrhiza (redroot sage)
Lineage: Eukaryota; Viridiplantae; Streptophyta; Magnoliopsida; Lamiales; Lamiaceae
Product: alpha-soluble NSF attachment protein-like
Exons: 9
Coding region: 213-1082 (289 amino acids)
Biological process (GO): SNARE complex disassembly; intracellular protein transport
Cellular component (GO): SNARE complex; vacuolar membrane
Molecular function (GO): soluble NSF attachment protein activity; syntaxin binding
Source: RefSeq, a predicted model, not a curated record